Molecule: messenger RNA, 558 nt
Organism: Pocillopora damicornis (cauliflower coral)
Lineage: Eukaryota; Metazoa; Cnidaria; Anthozoa; Scleractinia; Pocilloporidae
Source: RefSeq, a predicted model, not a curated record
AUGCCUCAAGAGUUUUCUGAAUAUCCUACCACAAGAAUUAUUUUGGAUUGCAGUGAAGUAUUUAUACAACGACCAUCUGCAAUGCUGGCACAAUCUGAAACUUGGAAAGAUUACAAACACCAUAACACAUGGAAAGUGUUGGUGGGUGUUACUCCCAAUGGUCAGGUGUCCUUUAUUUCAGACUUGUGGGGGGGACGAGUUUCAGACAAGCAAAUCACACGCGGAAGUGGUGUUCUCAAUCUAUUAGAGCCUGGUGACAAUGUCAUGGUUGACAGGGGCUUUGAUAUUUCAGAUACUGUGUCAAAUGGCGUAAUAGUAAACAUGCCUCCUUUCUUGGCUGGAAGAGAUCAGAUGACUGGGGUAGAAACUCAGGAAACUAUGAGCAUAGCCUCUUUGCGCAUACAUGUCGAACGAGCAAUUGGGAGGAUAAAGACCUACCAUAUACUGGAUGGAACACUUCCAAACACUUUGAGCUCAUAUGCCUCACAGAUUGUCAAAGUCUGUGCCUCAUUGACAAACUUUCUUCCUCCAUUAUUAAAGUCAACUUAUCAACAGUAG